Polyodon spathula (Mississippi paddlefish) is the source of this 3030-nucleotide messenger RNA. RefSeq names its product EGF-containing fibulin-like extracellular matrix protein 1. The record is from RefSeq and is a predicted model, not a curated record. Gene Ontology annotation, molecular function: calcium ion binding. NCBI's taxonomy places the organism in Eukaryota, Metazoa, Chordata, Actinopteri, Acipenseriformes, Polyodontidae. The transcript has 9 exons. The coding region runs from base 207 to 1334 and encodes 375 amino acids.
UGUUCACAGUGAUUGUAGCUGGUAAUAAACUCUUGAAAUUAAACCGCACAUUAGUUACAGUCCUGUGUGGAAGGAAGACGUAAGGAACAAAGUGAGCAGCGUGUCGAGUUUUUUCAGCAGCUGCAACAGGGUCUAUUGGUAUUGCAACUCGUGCCGUUGGGACCUGGGAAGUUCACAAAAGGGAUAUAUCCCAAAGACGUUUAGCAAUGUUAAGGACCUGCUUAUUCCUGAGUGUGGCUUUGUAUUAUGUUCUCUCACAAGAGAUAGAAGAAACCAUCACUUUCACACAGUGUACAGAUGGCUAUGAAUUUGAUCCAGCGAGACAGCAGUGCCGAGACAUUGAUGAAUGUGUAAUUGUCACGGAUGCCUGCAAGGGGGGAAUGAAGUGUGUGAACCAUUACGGUGGCUAUCUCUGCCUUCCCAAAACCGCCCAGAUCACCAUUAACAAUGAAGACGAACCCUCGCGUCCUGCUCAGUCUGGGCCUAUUGUUCCCCCUGUCGUCCCCACGAGACCCCCGCCUCCUCCCACCCGACGCCUUCCCCAGGUCAUGUUCAGACGCACACACUGUAAUACUGGAUUUGCACCGGAUGAGCAGAAUUAUUGCAGAGAUAUAAAUGAAUGUGAGGUCAGUAAUCCUUGUCAACAUCAGUGCUAUAACUUGCUGGGUUCAUUCAUGUGCCAGUGUGAUCAAGGCUACGAGCUCAACAGAGACAGAGUCACUUGUCAAGAUAUUGAUGAGUGCAGUUUCUCCAACUACAUGUGUCAGUAUCAGUGUGUAAAUGAACCAGGGAGGUACUCUUGUGUCUGUCCUGAUGGAUACCAGUUGCAGGGUUCAAGGAAUUGUCAAGAUAUAAAUGAAUGUGAAACCGGGACUGAUAAUUGCAGAGAAGACGAGAUGUGCUGGAAUUACUUUGGCGGAUUCAGGUGUUAUCCUAGGAAUCCCUGUCAUGAACCUUACAUUCGGACAUCUGAAAAUCGCUGUGUCUGUCCAUCAGGCAAUCCAGUUUGCAGAGCCCUGCCACAUUCAAUUGUCUACAAAUACAUGAGCAUCCCUUCAGAUAGGUCCAUACCAGCUGAUGUCUUCCAGAUUCAGGCAACCAACAUCUACGCCAACACCAUCAACACCUUCCGGAUUAAAUCCGGAAAUGAAGGAGGAGAGUUCUUCCUGAGGCAAUCCAGUAAUGUCAGCGCAAUGCUUGUCCUGACGAAGCCUGUAUCAGGACCUAGAGAAUACAUCGUAGACCUGGAGAUGAUUACAGUCAACACCGUAUUGAACUACCGGUCAAGCUCCUUGUUAAGGCUGACAAUAAUAGUCGGACCUUAUCCUUUUUAGUCAGUUUGCACUCUAACACACCUAUACAUGCAACCGAAGAACAUAAAAAGCACUUCAUUGUUUUACUUUGCUUAAUUUUAGAGAGGUAUGCAAAUAUAGCCACUUAAUGCCGUCAUUGCAAAAAAGAAGAACGGUUGGUUUAAGGAAUGUUUUAUUUUGGAGCAUUUUUAAAAUUUGGCUAGAUUAAACAGUGAGUUAAAAAUUACAGUAAACUUAAUAUAGGGUUUAAUAAAGGGUAUUGUGAGUGGCAAACUUGAUCUAAUAAUUCAUAAAUCGGUUUUAACAAAACAUUCCUUAUGACAGUCCUUAAUGUUUUGUAACUGGCUAAAUCUGGCCCUCACUGAUCCAGCACAGUGUUUUACUUUUUUUUAAAACUGAAGUGAGAACAUUUCCAUAAGAUAAUGCCAACUGCAGCACUGUACCAUCAUACAAGAUUCUUUAUAAUUAACAUUUAUUGAACAUUAAAAAAAGUCUCGGUACAACUGAAAGUGUGUUACUUUUCUUUAAAAAAAAAAUGACACAUCAUUUAAAAAAAUAUAUUCGAAUAAUAAACUAAUGUGAUGUGAGCAUUUUCAAAAACACAUUAAACAGAAUGAAAUACCCUGACAUCUCUUCCCUGACUGAAUCCCUGCUCAGCCUUAAGAAAAUUCUGCAUAAACAAUUUAGUGCCACAUCUCACCUUGCAUACUGUUCAAAGCUAAUGGGUUAGCACUUUGGAAUAAGGGCCCCAUCUAAUGAUCAGUAAACUAUUUUUAAAAAAUAUAGAAACUCAUCAGGAGUAUUAACAAGAUACCUCCCUUACUCAUGCAUUUGAAAAAUAGCUUCAGAAGCAUUAAAGGGUAACAGAGCUAUCAUUAACAAACAAAUAACAUAAAUGUUCCCUCACAAUUAAUAAAAUGGGGGAAAAUGUAAUAUCAUUACAAUAUAUACACCAAUUUAGUUUCUACUUUCAUAAACUUUUUUGACAGGCCACAACUAAUCCAACCUACACACUCUCAGGCUAAGCAAGUCACAUCCCGUCCCCAAGGUAUUUGAGAAUAUAUACGCCCUAUUCGCAGUUUUAACUCAUGGAUUACUUAAGGAGGCUUAAUGAAUAAAAUAGUUUUAUAUUCAUGAAAGUGUUCUAGACUAUUGCCAAAGAAGCUGACAACAGUCUAGAACGCUUUCACGAAUAUCAAUCUGAAUUGUAUUCACAUACAGACUGAAAAAUCAUUCUUUAAACCAAGGGCUUUAUUCACAAAAUGCAAGGACCGUUUUAAAAUAUUUUAUGGAGUUUUUAUAAGCAUUUGCUUAAGUGAUUCCUUAAACCAGUUCUUAAGUUUUGUUAAUAGGGCAAUAGUUCAAAGGCUUUAAACAGCAGCUAAUAACCCCUCCCCCAAUUCCUCUCCCUCUAACCCCAGAUUUGAAAUGUUUCCAGCCAUCUUAUCCCAGGGUAGACACAUAAAUAAGAUUUAACACCAUGCCAUUACAUAAUCUUAUUUUGAUUGCUUUUUGUGUUUGGUUUUACAGUAAUACCUUUUAAUAUUUUGAUUUUGUAAAAAAUACCUUUUAAAUGUUCAAGGGUUAGAGAUAUUUUUCUGAGUGCCGUAUACAUUUCUUCAUAAUAUUUAAAACUUUUUUUUUUCUUGUCUAAUAUUGGAAACUUUCUACUCUGAUGUACAAAGUUAUUUUAUAAUUAAAUAAAAUGUAAAUCUUA